Messenger RNA from Penicillium bovifimosum, 2064 nucleotides. RefSeq names its product rDNA-binding RNA polymerase I transcriptional factor. Gene Ontology annotation, molecular function: RNA polymerase I general transcription initiation factor activity; RNA polymerase I core binding. Gene Ontology annotation, cellular component: nucleus. The transcript has a single exon. The record is from RefSeq and is a predicted model, not a curated record. Gene Ontology annotation, biological process: transcription initiation at RNA polymerase I promoter. The coding region runs from base 1 to 2064 and encodes 687 amino acids. Lineage: Eukaryota; Fungi; Ascomycota; Eurotiomycetes; Eurotiales; Aspergillaceae.
AUGGUCUCCCUUGCCACGACUUCACGCAACCCGGCGCUACCGGCCACACCUAACAUCUCUCGAUCCAAGAUGCCACCGAUUUCUUCUCCGGUUCCGAUCCUUAAAAACUCCAAAGCUCCCAUGGUUACUGGCACGAAACGAAAAAUGAGCGACAUGGACCUCCUCUCCCCAUCCUCCUCCCAAGCCGAAGACUCUGCCGAAGGGCUUCCACACACCAAAAAGCGACCCCGCGUUCAGUUCGACCGUGACGUGAAGAUGCACGAUCAUAAUUCCUCGGAAAAGAGCCUGACAGUUGUUCGGGAGGAGGUCCGCGGUGCGAUUCACCGACAUGUCGCCAUGUCAGAAAGCGAAGCCUACGAUCGGAUUAAGGGUUAUUUUACCACCGAUCCCAAACAGCAAGGCGAAGACAGCUUGCUCGCAUACGACUCACCAACACACACAUCUUUGAAGAAUCACCUUCUCGGUCUUCUCUCACAUGUCGCCUCCUUGGACCGCUCCUGCAGCGGGCUGGUCAAUGCGGUUAUCAAUAGCGAGUGGCUCGGGCGCGACGAAUCCUAUGUGAAGCUGUACAUCCGGUUUCUAGGUAACCUUGCCGCGGCCCAGGGGACCUUCCUAGGUCCUGUCUUGAAAAUGCUGGCCACCAACCUCGGGAGCGUUCCUCGAGGAACUGGUCGACUGCCUGGCUACGCUGUUGUUCCGCCAUCCGAGAUUCACACUCGCGUCCAUGCGGCGCUUCGCCAUGUGCUGCGACUCAUCCCCGCCGGCAGUGGAUCGCUGUCUCCGAUUCUAUCCAGCCAGUUCCCCGUCGACUCCGACCCCGCCAGCGCGAACAUCGCCUACACCCGCAAUCUUAUUCAAAUCAUCACAUACGCCCCCGAGCUCCAGUCGGAUAUACUGGCCCUAAUUACCGAGAAGCUUGUCAAGGUCGACGUUCAGAUCCAGGUCGAUAUGGAGGACUUUGAAGAGGAGGUUGGCGAUGAUCUCCUGCAGGACAUCGAUGAUGAUCAAGAUGAUGAUGCCUCAGUGGCCAGCGAUGAUUCAGAGGAGGAUGAUAGCAAAGCGGCUCAGAAGAUCAAGGAUAACAUUCUCAAAGUGGACGGGAUGAUUGAUCUCUUAUUCGAAUACUUUGCGCCCCCCUUCGCCUCAGGCAGCCUGGACGACAAGGAGAACGCCUUGGAUCUGCUCCUCAGCCACUUCCAGUCGAUUAUUCUUCCUACCUACCGGUCUCGUCACUCGCAGUUCCUCUUGUUCCAUUUCUCACAGGCGUCCCCAGUGCUUGUCGAUCGCUUCGCGUCCACAUUUGUGCAGUUGAUCUUCAACAAGACGCAACCUGGCAUCAUGCGCCAGUCCGCAGCUGCGUACCUGGCUAGCUUUGUCGCACGUGGCGCACAUAUAUCUGGAGAGGUGGUCCGCGAUGUGUUCGACCUCCUCCUCACACACCUCGACAGCCUUCGGUCGGACUACGAGGAGGGCUGCCGCGGCCCCGAUCUCCGCCGCUACGGACCUUUCUACUCCACCGCCCAAGCCUUGCUCUACAUCUUCUGUUUCCGUUGGCGGGAUCUCACAACUGCCGCCAUUGAUGGUGACACCGCGGAUCAAGUGGACGAGCUCGAGCCGGGCCAGAUCGCAUUCCCUCCCAACAUCAAAGCAGUCCUCCACAAGUCAAUAUACUCGCGACUCAACCCGCUCAAGGUCUGCUCACCGGCCAUCGUUGCCGAGUUCGCCCGCAUCGCCCAUCACUUCCAAUUCCUCUACGUCUACCCACUCCUCGAGACCAACAAGCGUAUUCGCAUCACAGCGUUCAGAAGCAUGUCCAGCCUCUCCGAUGGUCGCUUCAGCCACGUGGGCCGCGAGAUUCGUGCCGGCGAUAACAGUGGGUAUCAACUGGAUGCAUACUUCCCCUUCGAUCCAUACCAACUUCCUCGCAGCCGGCGCUGGCUGGAAGGUGACUACGUCGAGUGGCGCGGUAUUCCAGGCCUCGACGAUGCCAAUGAUUCGGACAGCGGAGCCGACGAGUCUGACGAGUCUGAUGGCGAAGACGUCACCGAGACCGAUGAGGAGUGA